This is a messenger RNA of Cinara cedri, 1865 nucleotides long. NCBI's taxonomy places the organism in Eukaryota, Metazoa, Arthropoda, Insecta, Hemiptera, Aphididae. The record is from the annotation of a GenBank genome assembly.
GGCAGAAAAUAAGAAACAGAGUUUCAAGUAGUCGAGGCGUCUUUUCCAAUUGCAGGCGAUGGUAUACUGGGUAAUCCUUUUUUAAAGGAUAACCAAAUAAUUAUCGAUGUUGGAAAAGGGGAACUGACAGCAAAAACGGACGUCGUCAGUAUAAUACCACCACGCAGCGAAAUGAUAAUUUCGGUCAAAGUCAAUGAUGACAAUGUAAUCGGUUCACAGAACAUUUUAGUACAUGCACAAAACAAAAACAUAUCAGCAAUUUGAGGAAGACAUGCGAACAACUGUAAUAACUAACACAAGCGUCGUAGAAAUCCAAGGUGAUCUUUUCGAAGCACCUGAAGACUUGGCUAUAGGCCAUUGCGUUUCAAAGAAUUUUGAAAUGUCACGAGGAAUAGAAUUGGAAUUCAGGAGAAUAUUUGGUCAAAUUGAGAAAUUAAAAGAACAAAACAAAGAUAUCACAGAAAUUGCACACAUUAAACAUAACGGGCGAUUUUUCAUAUAUAUUAUCACUAAACAACUAUGUCAGCAAAAACCUUAUCUAGACAUAAUGUUUAAAUCUAUCGUUAAUUUACGAACAUUCUGUGAAGAAAAUAAUAUCACAAAAAUUGGACUGCCUAGAAUUGGCAGCGGACUUGACAAUUUAAAUUGGGAAACAGUUCGGUCUAUUAUCAGAUACAUAUUUAAAAAUUCAGGAAUCAAAGUUAUCAUUUACGUCGACAUCGAAUAUUCUGAUGAGGAAAAACUCAAGAUAAUUGAAGAAUUUCACAAUUCUCCACUUGGUGGUCAUCAAGGUGUGUCGAGGACUAUCAAAAGAAUCAAACUACACCACCAAUGGAAAGGAUUAAAACAUGACGUGAAGAAAUUUAUAGCUUCAUGUCACUCAUGUCAACAAAAUAAAAGCACGAAUAAAACCAUUAAACAACCUAUGGUAAUUACAACUACAUCCGAAAAACCAUUUGAGAAAGUAUUUCUUGAUAUCGUUGGUCCUCUCACAACAACACACAAAGGUCACUCGUAUAUAUUGACAAUUCAAGACGACUUGACCAAGUUUUCAGCGGCAUUUCCAUUAAUUACUCAUGAUGCAAACUCGGUAGCAAAAACAUUUGUCGAAAGAUUUAUAUGCCAACAUGGCAUACCGGAAUCAAUUGUAACGGACUGUGGGACCGAAUUUAUGAGUAAUAUUUUUAAAGAGUGCUGUAAACUACUGCAGAUAAAGAAGAUGAAUACUACCCCGUAUCAUCCUCAAUCCAAUGGUAGCUUGGAAAGGUCUCACCGUACGUUGGCAGAGUAUUUGAGGCAUUACGUGGACAAAAAUCAGACAGAUUGGGACGACUAUGUGGCUUUUGCCAUGUUUGUUUAUAAUACAACAGUGCACACAACGACCAAUCAUCAACCAUACGAACUCGUUUAUGGUUUCCCUGCGGUAGUUCCUCAUACUCUGAGCCGAGCUCCUCAGGCGAGAUAUAAUUAUGAAGACUACAUAUAUGAAUUAAAACAAAAACUACAAGAAACGUACAAGACAGCCAGAGAUAAUAUAAUAAAUAGCAAGGAAAAAUCAAAAGGAAAAUAUGAUCAAGGACAGCAACAAAUACAUAUAGAAGUUGGUGAUCAAGUUUGGGUGAAGAACCACCAACAAAAGGGGAAAUUAGGACCAGUGGGUGGGUCCUUACAAUGUGAUACAAUUACACGACAAUGAAAAUAUUACCAUCCAACGAGAUAGAAAGGAAAUUAAAUUACAUAAAAACGAGGUUAAACUCGCAACUAACACGUAAUAUUUAAAUACCAGAUAAUACAGAUUUUGUGUAUACAAACAACUAUUUAUCCGAUUUAUUAUUUGUACAUAAUAAAUACAUUUAUUUUUUUUU